Molecule: messenger RNA, 1624 nt
Organism: Sphaeroforma arctica JP610
Lineage: Eukaryota; Ichthyosporea; Ichthyophonida
Exons: 7
Coding region: 383-1624 (413 amino acids)
Biological process (GO): transcription by RNA polymerase III; transcription preinitiation complex assembly; DNA-templated transcription initiation
Cellular component (GO): transcription preinitiation complex; transcription factor TFIIIB complex; nucleus
Molecular function (GO): RNA polymerase III type 3 promoter sequence-specific DNA binding; TBP-class protein binding; RNA polymerase III general transcription initiation factor activity
Source: RefSeq, a predicted model, not a curated record
CGCCAACAGCCGUAUAUUUGUUUCAGCGCCUUCCUUUGCGGAUGUAUUUACUUAGAACAGUAUCAGUAUCAUCACUAACGUCCACGUGUUUUAGUUAUGACCAGUCGUUCUGAUGGACUGCUGCCAGUGAAGCGUUGCGAUACACGUGGUGUGCGACAAGAGCUGGUAUCAGGCUGUUUAGUAGGGACUAAGAGACUACUGACACGGGGAGGCAGGAAGUAAAUACUGUCAGUUCAUAGACAGCAAACACCCACACGAGAGAUCGAAUGGGUGAUUGCGGCGAAGUUAACUAUUUUCCUGGCCUUAAGAUACUGAUGCCUUACACGUUGCAAUAGGCAAUUCAUAACUCAAAGUAACUCAAGCUAUAACGCACAGCUCAACGAUGAAGACCUGUGGUGCGGGAUGUACGGGCACAGAGCCACUCGUCGAAUCGUCGACUGGGCAGAGCUAUUGCGCCAACUGUGGUGUUGUCAUCGAAUCGCAAACAAUCAGAAACGAGAUUCAAUUCUCGGAGAAUGCAAAUGGGAGUGCGGGGGUGAUCGGUACCUUAGUAUCACACGAUUUUUAUUCCUCGAAGUCCGCGUUCGGUAAUCAGUACGGAUACAGAAACUCUAGAGAAGUUACGCUGGCAAACAGUCGGAGAGUUAUACAGGGCAUUGCAGCUGGAUUGAAUCUGAAAACUGAUCACGUGGACAUGGCUCAGAACUACUACCGCUUAGCGCUCAGUGUAAAAUUUACCCAGGGCCGACCUACACGGAAUGUCGCGGCAUCGUGUUUAUAUCUGGUGUGUAGGAGAGAGGAGACCUCACACAUUCUGCUGGACUUUGCUGACGUCCUGCGAGUGAAUGUGUACAUAGUGGGUGCAGUGUUCCUGAAGCUGUGCCAGGCACUGCACAUCGAGAACUUGCCCAUUGUAGACCCUUGUCUGUACAUUCACAGAUAUGCGCUCAAGAUGGAGUUCGGUAGUAAGAUUGAUAUUGUGGAAGAGACUGCUAAUCGCAUCAUCCAACGUAUGAAACGUGAUUGGAUCCAUCUGGGCAGGAGACCUAUAGGUCUGUGUGGCGCUGCGCUGCUUUUGGCGGCGAGGAUGCACAAUUUCAGCCGCACAAUGAAGGAUGUAGUGGACAAUGUCAACGUCUACAACCAAACCAUCCAAAAUAGGUUAGAGGAGUUUGCUAAGACAGAGAGUGGGGGCUUGUCCCUGGAAGAGUUCAUGUUGGUAGACUUAGAGCGAGACGCAGACCCUCCCUCCUUCAUCAAGGCCAGACAACAGGCCAUCAUUGCGCAGAAGACCAUCACAGACGCAGAAAGUAUAGCCAUGGAAAUGGACAGUGUAUUGGCCAUCGAGUGGAUCCGUGACAAGCCUAAUCGAAACGGCACCAUCGCACCCGUGAAGCGCGCAUCGGCAGCGGCACUAAAACCUAAGCUGGAUAUAUCGGACGAUCCAGACAACUUAGACGAUGUCGACGAUGGAGAGAUUCACAACAUGUUGUUAACCAACGGAGAGGUGCAAGUCAAGACACAGAUGUGGACUCAGCUCAACCAGGAGUGGCUGUUGAAGGCUGAGGUUCUGGAGGGGCGAACAACUGAGCACGCACAGGGUGCCCCGUGUAUUGUUUCGUGA